GAAGAGUUUCAGAAACAAUUAAGGAUUCCUGAUCAACCUGUGAGUGUGUCUGCAGCCUGGAGAGAAGAUGCCUCUUAAAGCCACCACGCUGCUCUUAGCAUUGAUGUGUGUAUGCUGCGUGGAGGAGUGUGUGUGCUUCCCCAACGGCUCGGUGGCGUUCUCUUGUGGCAACAUGAUGCCUGUACAUCCACCCUUCAGCCCCUCCACCAGCAGCCCACCAUUCACUCUAUCUGCAUCAAGUGCCACCUACAGGCCAGGUGGAGUCAUUUCAGUGACGGUGGAGGUGGUGAAGAACAGCUCCACAGAGUUCCAGGGUUUCCUGUUACAGGCCAGGAGCAGGAAGGAACAUGCUGUGAUGUGGCCUGUAGGAAAGUUCACCAACCUCGACACCACCCUGUUCACUGUACUGCACUGCAACAACAUGGAGAACUCAGCUGUCAGUCAAGCUUCAGGAGCCAAGAGGAAGAAAAUCCAGCUAACCUGGGAGGCACCUAGCAACAGUAACCAUGGAGAUAUCUAUUUCAGUGCCACUCUGGUCCAGGACUACAGAACAUUCUGGGUUCAACUGAACAGCAGCACUCUGGAGCUGAACAGCGGUCGACACUCUGCAGAUGGAGUCUUUCCAUCUUCAGGUGUGCUCCUCAUCAGUCUGCUGAGUCUGUCUGCCUACUGCUGACACACACACACACACACACACACACACACACACACACACACACACACAGAAUUAUGAUGUAGAAUCCUUUUUAAUGUUUUCCUUCCUUGUUCCUUCUAACAAGCCGUGGUCGGUCAUCAUGGAGAACCAUGAGGUUAAACAACACCUUCUCCUGAAUUUGGCGAUCACCUGAUACGAAACAACAACACUGAGGCAAGGGACGUUUCACGAACAUGCCCCUCAGUGUGAACAAGGAUCAGAUCAAAAAGCACACAGGAUGUUUUUAACAAUGCUGCCCUGAUCUGCACAGUAUAGCAUAGAUACUAAAACACAUUUUCAUGGACACACUAAACUGAUCUUUAAUCUUUAAAGGGGAACCAAUGAAAUCUGGAUUCAUACAUUAAACACGGUGUUAAUGAGUGAAAUGAUUUCCUCUUUGACAUUAUGUCUCCAUCUGGCGCCAAGACCAAAAACAAACUUUGAUUUGUUUUCUUCUCAUGUAGAGGAGCAGUGUGUAGGAUUUAGUGGC
This is a messenger RNA of Larimichthys crocea (large yellow croaker), 1184 nucleotides long. Its product is annotated as ferric-chelate reductase 1. NCBI's taxonomy places the organism in Eukaryota, Metazoa, Chordata, Actinopteri, Sciaenidae. The record is from RefSeq and is a predicted model, not a curated record. The coding region runs from base 68 to 676 and encodes 202 amino acids. The transcript is spliced from 7 exons. Gene Ontology annotation, cellular component: membrane.